AUGAAUCGACCAUACGAAUGGGGUUUCUCAGCCAAGCAAAUGGGCCAGUACAAGGACCUCUUCAUAGACUACGGAGAGGAGGAAAUAGUCGAUUACCAAGACCCCGGUCAACUUGUGGCCGCCUUGAAACAAAAGGAGGAAGAGGUUAUUUUGGCAGCCCAGCUGGGGAACGCGUUGCUUCUGGAAAACCGUCAACUCAAAGAACAGAGCGACAAAAUCCACGAGAAGUACGCACAUAAGAUAGAGGAGCUGGAACAGAGCAAUCACAAGCUACGCUUAAAGCUGGAAAACUGCCAGUCUCAGUGGGAGAGUCAGGUGGGCUACCUGGAGAGGGAUGCAAGAGAGUUGAGUGCUCAGGUGCAGCAGCUCACCCAGGCCCUCUGCCUGGCUGAAAGGGACAAGACACAAGCUCAGAUGGAUUACAGUGAGAACACACAGCAACUGAAGGAAAAGCUCAACACAGCAAAGGAGGUGGAGAGGGUCAUGUCCUGUGAGCUGCAGACACUUAAACAAGAUGUGAAAAAAAACUCAAUCCUCACAAGGGCUCAGGAUGAAGAGAUGAUCAGUUCAAUGAGAGAGCAGGUGUUGCGCCUCACCCAAAGGGAACAGGCUUUGGAAGAGCGUUUGGAGAGCGUUUGUCAGGAGAAUGCUGAGCUGAGAGCCAAUUUAGCCUCUUUGAACGCACGCCUGGCUUUGCAUGACCAACUCCAACAGCAGCACAGCCAGCAGCUCACUGAAGCGUUACAGGAACUGGAGGUGGCUCGGUGCCGCUCACAGCAGCUUCAAGCACAAGUGGAGGAGCUGGAAGAACAGGUGUCCCUACAAGAAUACAAAAACGUUGGAGAUGUGUCCCUGCUCUCCGAGUUAGACAUGGCUGACCUAGGAGUCAGUAAAGAAGAGCUAACAGAAGAAAUGGGGGUGAUCCUUCAGUUGCUGCAGCCACUAGCUGAAAAAACUUCAACACAUUGUGAGGAUAAAGAUCAGGAGAACCUAAAGGACAUUCUUCACCAACUAAAGACUGUGGCCCAAACUCUCACACAGACCUCUGGCACACAGAAGUUGCAGCUGCAGCAGGAGAAUGCGGCAAUGAGGCAGAAGCUGCAGAGGGUCAAGGAGCAGGCAGAAGUCGCCCAACAGGCCAUCAGGGACCGAGAUGAAGCCAUUGCCAAGAAAAACCUGAUGGAAGCUGAAUUGGUCCGGAGUAAAAACGAAAUGAUGUCUCUGAACAAUCAGUUGUUAGACGCAAUUCAAAGGAAACUGGAGCUUUCACAGGAAUUGGAGGCAUGGCAGGACGACAUACAGAUUGUCAUCAACCAACAGCUGAAGUCGCAGCAGCAAUCGGAGCAGCCUCAAAAGAAAAUCACCUCCCAAGGAAUGUCAUUCUUCCGCAAGUCCAACCGGGCCACUUUUCCUUGGAAUGUAGACAACAAUCAGGACAAGGCCCAGUCUCCUUGGCGGGAAUGGUUAAGAAGAGGCAAAGGGGCAUCAUGCAACAAGUGA
This is a messenger RNA of Nerophis lumbriciformis (worm pipefish), 1500 nucleotides long. The record is from RefSeq and is a predicted model, not a curated record. Lineage: Eukaryota; Metazoa; Chordata; Actinopteri; Syngnathiformes; Syngnathidae.